UCGACCAGAAGCUGCACCCCUGCGCCUUUUUCUCCCGUCGACUCAGCGCUGCCGAGUCGAAUUACGACGUAGGUAAUCGAGAACUGCUGGCCGUGGUAGCCGCCCUACAGGAAUGGCGGCACUGGCUCGAGGGGGCGAAGGAGCCCUUCACAGUUUAUACGGACCACAAGAAUCUCGAGUACCUCCGCUCCGCAAAACGACUGAACGCCCGUCAGGCCCGGUGGGCCCUGUUCUUCACCCGUUUCCAUUUUAUCCUUACCUACUCCCCAGGGUCCAAAAAUACCAAACCUGACGCCCUUUCCCGUCUCCACGACCCCGCUGAGAAGGACCGGUCUCCGGAGGCCAUUCUCCCGGCCCAGUGCAUUUUGGGGUCUUUGCAGUGGGAGAUUGAGCAGCGGAUCCAAGCUGCUCUGGAGGGGGUUCAGGCUCCGGCAGAAUGCCCCACGGGGAGGCUGUUUGUGCCUCCGUCGCUGCGGUCGGAGGUCUUACAGUGGGGACACGGGUCUAAGGUCGCAUGUCAUCCUGGGGUGAACCGGACUAUACAACUCGUCGCCCAGCGGUUCUGGUGGCCGGAGCUCCGGAGGGACGUGACGGACUUCGUCAGUGCCUGCACCUCCUGCGCCUGCGGCAAGUCCUCACGCCGGCCCCCGGCGGGGUUGCUCCAGCCGUUGCCCGUUCCGCCUCGUCCUUGGUCCCACAUCGCCCUGGACUUCGUGACGGGCCUACCGCCAUCCCGUGGGAGGACCGUCGUCCUCACGAUCGUGGACCGGUUCUCCAAGGCUGCCCAUUUUGUGCCUCUGUCCAGGUUGCCCUCGGCGCUGGAGACCGCCGACCUCCUUAUCCAGCACGUCUUUCGCCUCCACGGUAUUCCACUGGACAUUGUCUCGGACCGUGGGCCCCAGUUCGUAUCCCGCGUCUGGAAGCGGUUCUGCCGGUCCCUCGGGGCCACGGCCAGUCUGACCUCGGGGUACCACCCCCAGUCCAAUGGACAAGCCGAGCGUGCCAACCAGGAUCUGGGGGCAGCCCUCCGCUGUCCCCCUUCAUGGCCGCCUACGGGUACCAGCCGCCGCUGUUCCCGUCCCAGGAGGGGCAGGUGGAGGUCCCCUCUGUGCAGCACCACCUUAAGCGGGCCCAUCGCGUGUGGAAGGAGGCCCGGGCUGCGUUGUCCCGCACGGCGACCAGGAACCAGCGGAUCGCGGAUCGUCGCCGGCGCCCUGCUCCUUCGUACGUGGUGGGACAGAAGGUGUGGCUGGCAACGAGGGAUCUUCGCCUGGCCGGCACGUCUGCGAAACUGGGACCCCGGUUUACUGGACCAUUCGAGGUCGAGGCCGUCAUCAGCCCAGCUGCAGUCAAGCUCCGGCUACCACCCACCAUGAAGGUUCACCCCGUCUUCCACGUCUCCCUACUCAAACCCGUGUCUUCCAGUGACUUGGCUCCUCCUCCCACGCCGCCGCCCCCUCCGCGGGUCGUCGACGGUGACCCGGUGUACACGGUUCGUGCCAUCCUGGACUCUCGGCGCAGGGGAAAGGGGUUCCAGUAUCUGGUCGACUGGGAGGGCUACGGGCCUGAGGAGCGGCAGUGGGUGCCUCGCUCCUGGAUCCUUGAUCCGUCCCUUUUGCGCGACUUCCACACUGCACACCCUUCCAAACCGGGUAGGCCGCCGGGAGGCGUCCAUUGAGGGGGGGGUACUGUCACGUCGCGCGUCCGCCAGCAGGUGGCGGGUCUUCUCCUCCGCCAUUCGGCACACCUGCCCGUAAUUUCGGGCUGAUUACCCCCCUUUAUUUUGAGACUCCGGCAGUCAUCUCACUGCCGGAGAAUUCCACGC
Molecule: messenger RNA, 1825 nt
Organism: Hippocampus zosterae (dwarf seahorse)
Lineage: Eukaryota; Metazoa; Chordata; Actinopteri; Syngnathiformes; Syngnathidae
Exons: 2
Coding region: 515-1678 (387 amino acids)
Source: RefSeq, a predicted model, not a curated record